AUGGCUAAUAGGCACAAGGCUCUGCAAGUGGAACCAAAGAAGAGCGCAGAACCAGCAGCAGUCUCUGUCCUGGCUUCCUCUGCUUCUGAAGAAGAGGCCAAAGAGGAAGAAAUUGACAUGGAGGACUACAUGAUUCCAGCUGUGGUCACUGCAGAGCUUGAGCAAUCCAUGAGAGUGGCCGUGAGGAAAAUAAAUCUCCGAGGACUGAGGAAGAAGGAAUUAAACUUCAAUGAACUCAUGGUCAUGAGGAUGAGUAGGAAUCCCAACCUGGUCAACUGCCUGGACAGCUACCUUGUGGAUAAGCAAUUCUGGCUGGUUAUGGAGUACAUGGAUGGAGGCACUCUGAGUGAUGUCAUCAGCAAGACCUACCUGUCUGACGAUGAGAUGGCAGCCAUCAGUCGGGAGUGCCUGCAAGGACUGGAUUUUCUUCACUCAGACCAUGUGAUCCACCGAGAUGUGAAGAGCCGCAACAUCCUUCUCAGAACUGACGGCUCUGUCAACAUUCCGAGCACCUAG
Molecule: messenger RNA, 516 nt
Organism: Hirundo rustica (Barn swallow)
Lineage: Eukaryota; Metazoa; Chordata; Aves; Passeriformes; Hirundinidae
Product: serine/threonine-protein kinase PAK 3-like
Exons: 6
Coding region: 1-516 (171 amino acids)
Biological process (GO): regulation of axonogenesis; regulation of MAPK cascade; protein phosphorylation
Cellular component (GO): cytoplasm
Molecular function (GO): protein serine/threonine kinase activity; ATP binding
Source: RefSeq, a predicted model, not a curated record